GCAGGGACGACUGUAUCUAUCAUAAUAACUGGGUGCCAGACGCACAGAUAUUAGUAUAACAUGAUGCAUGUAUAGGAGAAAAUCCUACCCAGAACCCAACCGUCUAUACAGACUGCCUGUGUGGGACACUGUCCUUGGCGGGGCUAAGAGUAACAAUGACACCCGUCUUCUCCCUCGUCUGUUUGCUGGCCGCAGUAUCCAGUGUCACGUCUCAGAGAAUACCACCAUACAUAACUAAACCGGACGCCCAGACGAAGGAUUACAUCAAACACAAAUCGGAGGUUGUUCUCCCCUGCACGGCAGAGGGAAACCCCAGACCCACAUACAAAUGGUACUUCAAAAGAGACGAGGUUAAAUCGACAAACGAGUAUAUAAAAGUAGACAGCACUAACGGCACCCUGACUAUACCCAGCUUCACAGACAGAGAGGAGGGGGAGUAUCAGUGUGCAGUGGAGAAUAAUGUUGGUUCGGAAGUGAACCCGUUAGCCAUGUCACCCGUUACAACCCUAACACAAAUCGUUCUAGAAAGUUGGUCUGGCAGCGGCGUCCCACCUACACCCAUAAUCAAGUCGGAGGGGCAAUAUGCCAGCCUCGAGUGUGGGGAUGUUCCAGAGAGCGUUCCUCCAGCACGCUUCACGUGGUUCCGACAAAGAACAGAUGGCACCCAGGAACAAGUUAAAGAAAGCAAAAGAAUCUAUAUUGACGAUAAAGGAACCCUGCAUUUUAUCUUCUUGGAAGUGGAAGACCAGACUGGUGUUGAUAUAUACAAGUGCGCCAUGUACAAUGACAAUCGCGAUAAUAUCCAACUUGGCAGCCCAAAGAAGCUGACACUUAAACGAGUAGAAGUUAAACCCCAAGUGCCUCCGAAAAAUGUGUUUAAGACCGCCGAUCCCCAGUUCCUCAUAGGCCAAAAAGCAGAACUGGAGUGUGUUUUCAGUGGACACCCUAUCCCGUCUGUCCAUUGGUAUGACCCGCGGAGAGGGCCCAUCACGACCAACAAGAAGUACAAACUUGACAAGAACAACAUGAAACUGCAGAUUGUUAACCUAACAGAUGAUGAUGAAGGCAUUUAUAGAUGCAAGGGGGACAGCUCUAUUUCUGUCGAAGACAUCAUCUUCCUGAACGUAACAUCUGGUCCUAUCUGGGUACAGGGCAUUAACAACCAGACUAUCCCCGAAGGUCGAGAUGCCACCUUCACCUGCAAGGCUCGUUCGGCUCGUGCGGAGAAUGAGCCGAGUGCCCCUGUGUGGUACAAGAAUGGGGUGAAGAUCGAUAUGAACAAUCCUCCAGGUAACGGAAAGAUCCAAUUCAGCGACCAUGGUCGUGUUCUCACCGUGACAGACCUGACCAAGCCAGAUGACAUUAUGUGCAUUCAAUGUCGGGUAGCCAACUCGAUGGGCUCCGAGUUUGCUAACGGUUGUCUCAAUGUCAUAGAGCCUAUCAACGUGACUACACAGCCUCCACGCAGACAGGGCAUCAAGAAAGGUGAUCUGGUGAACCUCACUGUGCAGGGAACCACAGACCCGGGGAUGACUCUCAGAUACAGAUGGGAAUUCAAGAAUAAAACGUAUUACACAGAACUACCGCCACAUGUGGUCUACGACGACGUCACAAAACAAACCUACAUCAACACUACAAGUCUGAGCGAUGAGGAGUACAAACAGAUAGAAGGAACCUACACCGGAGUGCUGUAUCACGACUUUGAAACCCGCCGUGUAUUCAUUGACGUCGUCCUAGAGGAUGAGACAGCACCGAUUGUAGUAGCACCGGCGGCCUUCCCGUUGUGGGUAAUCAUCCUAGUGGUCCUGUUCGUGGUGCUACUGGUUCUCCUCGUCCUCGCCUUCAUCGUCAUGUCCAGGAAGAAGGAAGAGGGAGCCUACAAAAUUUACAAGACUGAACUCGAUGUGGCGUAUCUAGAUCCGGACGAUGAUAUUCAGAAGUGCAAGUUCCAAGAGGUGACCAAAAUAGAGUACUCUGAUCUGUAUGACGGAAAGAAUAAUGCAGGUCCUUAGAAGGAUAAUAUUUCUCCAGCAAGUUGCGCGUCUUAGUUCGAUCAUAUGGUUUGGCCGAGAGGAGCUACUGGUUUAUCGCCCAACAUUACUACGUGAUAUUGCGAUUCAACAGAUUGAAAUCCGAAGAGGACUGUACGUGAUGCUGCGAGGUCAAUGGUCCUGUGUACCACAAGGCAAGAGGUCAAGCGGCGUACACAAACUUUCAGCUCGUAAAUACCGUACACCCCACUUGUGACACAUGAAACGAAUGUUCCAUAGCUAUGAUCUUCGGAGAGAUAGUUGUGACAUUCGAAGUCUCAUGCCCAUGGUUCAAGUUGCGAAUAGAGCCAUUUGUGAUGAGAUUCUCUUUUUAAAAGACUUUGACUGUCGUGUGAGAUGGCUAGAGUUCAGAGUAAUGACAGAAUUCUACGUGCUAACAGCCUUCAUUAUGAUGGAUCUUACUAAUCAUUAAAAUAUUCUAACAUUUACUGGGGGUACGGGUGGCCCAGUCGUCUAAGGCGCCGCGAUUCGCUGUGCAUAGUUGCGGCCCUUGGGCACGCCAGAAACCUAUGAUUGUGGGUUCGAAU
Haliotis rufescens (red abalone) is the source of this 2578-nucleotide messenger RNA. Its product is annotated as neural cell adhesion molecule L1-like. Gene Ontology annotation, cellular component: neuron projection. The coding region runs from base 156 to 2012 and encodes 618 amino acids. NCBI's taxonomy places the organism in Eukaryota, Metazoa, Mollusca, Gastropoda, Lepetellida, Haliotidae. The transcript is spliced from 14 exons. The record is from RefSeq and is a predicted model, not a curated record.